GGCGUCCUUCGGCCGGUUCUUGGCCCGCGAGGCCUGAGGCUCCGCCCGGCACCGGCUGGCGGCGGGGCCUCUGCGUCCGUAGUGGAUCGCUUCCUCGAGAGCGUGGGCCUCGUCACUCCAGGGUGGGCGUGGGCGCGGCGGACCGGUCUCCUAGGUACACGUGCCAUGAGGGUCGGGAGCCUGUCUGCUGUGGUCAGCGCCGUUUCUCCAGGGCCUGGCACGUGGUGACCCCCGAGGCCAGUGACCCGCCGACCGGCAGGAUGCGUGACUGGCACCAGAUUUUUGACCAGAACGUGCUGGUGCCUCCCCACCCACACAGAGCACGCCAGCCCUUAAAGGACUCGACGGCGUUUCAGUGCGUCCUGAAGUGGCUCGAUGGGCCGCUAAUUAAGCAGGGCGCGCUGGAGAUGCUGUCGGAGCUGGGGUGCCAUCUCCGCGUGUCUCUCUUCGAUGUCGCCUACCGCCACUUCUUCGGGAGGACGUGGAGGAGCGCAGCGAGGCCCGUGGAGCCGCUCCCCAGGCAGCCGUCCAGGAUUGUCCUGAAUGAGCCCGUGUACUUCCACACGUCCUUGAGCCACCCGAGCAUCGUGGCCGUGGUGGAAGUGGUCGCCCACGGCAGGAGACGGGACGGGACCCUCCAGAGCCUGUCGUGUGGGUUUGGGAUUCUUCGUAUCUUCAGCAGCAAAACGGAGUCUCCCCGCAUGGCCUCCCAGGACAGACGGCUCUUGCUGCCUGACCUGUGCUCUUCCCAGGGGGACGGCCCGCUGGACAGCAGCGCCCUGGAGAUCGCCGAGCGGCGUCUGUGUGUCGGUGCGCACAACGGUCUGGGCUUCGUGCAGAGGCCGCAGGUCAUGGUGCUGGUGCCCGAGAUGGACGUGGCCUUGACGCGCUCUGCCAGUUUCAGCAGGAAAGUCGGCUCCUCCUCCAAGUCCAGCUCUGGAAACCAGGCUCUGGUCCUGAGGAGCCACCUCCGACUCCCCGAGAUGGUCCAUCACCCCACCUUCGCCGUCGUCUUCCAGCUGGAGUACGUGCUAAGCAGCCCCUCGGGAGUGGACGGCAACGCGGCUCCCGCCUCCGCCGCGGCCAGCCUGGCGCGCAUGCACACGGUGCGCUGGGCCGUCUGGAAGCCCCCGCCCGACGCCGGCUCCGGGAGCGCCACGCUGCCUCUCCAGGGCGGGAUCCGGCCCAACCCCGCGCGCUGUCUGGUCUAUAAGGUGCCCCCCGCCAGCAUGAGCUCCGAGGAGGUGAGGCAGGUGGAGUCGGGGACCGUCCAGUUCCAGUUCUCGCUGAGCCCCGACAGACCCCCGGACACCCCAGGGCAGCCCCGGCCGGAGCGGCGGCCCUCGAGGAGGACGCCCACAUGCCCCACAAGCCCGCCAGUGCCGCCGCCCCUGGGGCUCGCCGCCUCCCAGGACUCGCCGGUGGGACCAGGGCUGUCCCUGUCCCAGCUCGCAGCCUCCCCACCGUCCCCCACUCGUUGCCGCUCGGCCAAGCCCUCUUCCCAGCAGCCCGCCAGCUCCGAGCCCUCGGGGGCCCAGGCGGAGCUCCCCCUGGAGGGCGGGAUCGCGCACCUGGAAGCUGACCUGAGCCCCACGCCCGUGGUCCCGGGAACCUGUGUCGCCGAGCAGUUGCAGGAGCUGCCCUUCACCCCCGUGCACGCCCCCAUCGUCGUGGGGGCCCAGGCCCGGAGCUCCGGAGGCAGGCUCUCGCGGGCCUGCAUGGCGCUCCUGCAGGCCGCCGGCUUCCCCGAGAUCCUGGACGCCAGCCAGCAGCCGGUGGAGGCCGUCAGCCCGGCGGACCCCGUGAAGUUCAGCCUGCAGAGGGAGGAAGCCGACCGUCUCCGGGGCAACGAGGUGGUGCUGCAGUUCCUUGCCUUCAGCAGGGUGCCCCAGGACGACCCGGGAACGCCGUGGCCGCGUACCGUGUAUUUUACCUUCCAGUUCUACCGCUUCCCGCCCGCCACGACCCCGCGGCUGCAGCUGCUCCCGCUGGACGGGGCCGGGAAGAGCCGCUCGGGCCCCCUGUCACACGUCCUUGUUCCCACCAGUUACCACGGCUCCUCCGAGGCUGGGCCUCCGGGCUUCCAGCUGAGGUACCUGGUGGACCCCGGGUUCCUGAGGCCCGGGGAGCGGCGCUGGUUCACCCGCUACCUGGCCGUGCAGAGCCUGCAGGUGGACGUCUGGGACGGAGACUCCUUGCUGCUCAUCGGCUCGGCCGCCGUGCACCUGAAGCACCUCCUCCGCCAGGGCCGCCCGGCCGUGCAGGUCUCCCACGAGCUCGAGGUCCUGGCGACCGAGUACGAACAGGACGCACUGGUGCUGAGUGGAGACGUGACCGCGUCCGGCAGCGUCAGGCCGAUCGGCGUCCACACGGUGGUGAAGGGCCUGCUGCACCUGACCUUGGCCAACGUGGGUCACCUGUGUGAGCAGACAGGGAGAGAGGCCAGCGCGCUGCCACCUUCCAGGUUGCGGGUCAUCUCGAAUGAGGGAGCCGGCCGCUUCGACGGAGGCAGCCUCCUCACUCGCGGGGCCCCGAGACGGGUGAAAAACGUGGUCCAGGCACAGAAGCUGGCAGAUGUGGACAGCGAGCUGGCGGCCAUGCUGUUCACGCCCCUGCUGCCGGGGAGCAAGGGGCCCCGGGGCGCCGUGCGGGAGGGGGACGCCGUUCGCAGGCGCAAGCUGGAGCGGAUGAGGGCUGUGCGUGCGCAGGAGGCCGGCGGCGAGGGGGGCUGCCGGAGGAGCGCGAUGGCUCAACAGAACGUCCGGGCUCAGCAUGCGCGGGACCUGCAGGUCAUCGCCGCCUACCGGGAGCGCACCAAGGCCCAGAACAUCGCCAGCGCGCUGAGCCUGGCCAUCACCGUGGAGCACACGCUCUACGCCUCGCUGGGCACCGCGGAGUUCUUCGAGUUCGCCCUCAGGAACCCCCACAACACGCCGCACACUGUGACCAUCGAGGUGGACAACCCUGAGCUCAGCCUCAUCGUGGACAGCCAGGAGUGGAGGCACUUGAAGGCGGCGGCCGGCCUGCACACGCCUGUGGAGGAGGACAUGUUCCGCCUGCGCGGCGGCCUCGCACCCCAGCUCUUCCUGCGCCCCCGGGAGACCGCCCACGUCCCCUUCAAGUACCAAAGUUCUCUGUGGCGCAGGCCUCUGCGGACCUGAGACCUGAGAAGGGCACGGACCCCGGAUCCCCUGCGAAGGACAGCGUGAUGCCCACCAGACACGCCAAGGUGCGGGCAGAGCACAGGCCUGAUCUGAGGUGCACGAGGCCGUGGGGGGCGAGCCGGUGUCCUCCACGGG
This is a messenger RNA of Myotis lucifugus (little brown bat), 3299 nucleotides long. It is a transcript of the gene NPHP4, whose product is annotated as nephrocystin 4. The transcript has 21 exons. Gene Ontology annotation, cellular component: ciliary basal body; ciliary base; ciliary transition zone. Gene Ontology annotation, biological process: protein localization to ciliary transition zone; negative regulation of canonical Wnt signaling pathway. The record is from RefSeq and is a predicted model, not a curated record. NCBI's taxonomy places the organism in Eukaryota, Metazoa, Chordata, Mammalia, Chiroptera, Vespertilionidae. Bases 261 to 3161 code for a protein of 966 amino acids.